Messenger RNA from Tilletiopsis washingtonensis, 1349 nucleotides. RefSeq lists its product as hypothetical. The coding region runs from base 274 to 1302 and encodes 342 amino acids. NCBI's taxonomy places the organism in Eukaryota, Fungi, Basidiomycota, Exobasidiomycetes, Entylomatales. The transcript is spliced from 2 exons. The record is from RefSeq and is a predicted model, not a curated record.
ACCGCGCGACGGACUGGCGCGGCACGCAAGCCUUUCAUGAUGAAAAACGUGCAGGGCAUGUCUGAGGCGGACCACAAGAAGCGCAUGGCCGUGCUCGACGACAUCACGAACUGGUUCAUCGAGCAGAGCGAGAAGGACAACGCCUGAGCUUCUCGCUCGCGCUGCGCACAACACGAGGCUUGUGUCGGGCCCGCAGUAGGGUGCGAGAGCCCACCAGCAACGAGCAAGAAAAGCGGGCGGCGCUGCCUGCCGACCUUAGCAUGUGCUCAAUCUAUGAUAUCCGGAUCUCGCUCGGGGCACGCUCUGCCUCUCAUUGCUUCUGCUUCGGGCCGUGGCAUUGCAACUUGCACUCCUAGUAGUACUGUCGAUGCAGCUCCUCGAGUUUGCGUCGGUGCUGCUCGUUCUCCGCAUCGCGCAGCUGUCGGCGUUCCGCCUCGUGCGGAUCAUGCGAGUGCUGUCUCGCACGCCGCCCCCAAGGAGCCAGAGCCACGUCCGGCGUGCGCACGAGGUGUCGCUGAGCCUGAGGGCCAAGCGUGCGCAUCAUCGAUGCGGAGCGACGCGUCUCGGGCGUCAAGGGACGCUCGGGAGAGAGGCGCCUUGCCUCGCUUGCCUGCUCGACCAAGGCGGACGCUGCGCGAGCAGCGUGGUUGCUAUGCCCGCCUGCGCUGCGCACUACCUCGCUGCGCCGCAAAGAGCGGCGCAGUGUGCGCGGCAGCAAGAGCUGCCGAAGUCGCGACGCCGACGGCGGCGCCUGGUAGAGCAGGUCGCUCGUGGGUCCUUGCUCGGUGUAUGCCGAAGGCGUGCAAGCGCCGUGCGACGUGGAGAUGCGCGCGGCUGACGCUUCCGUGCGCGCAAUCUUGCCGUCGGCUUGCUUGCGCAGUCGGACGCCGAAGCGCAGUAGGACGAGUGGAAGCGCACAUGCCAGUAAGGUCACUGCUGCGGCGAUGGCCAUCAGAGUGGCGUAGGACAGCUUUGCGACGGCUGAGAAGAGGGAGAAGGUCAGCAUCCGCUGCUUGGCUGACGCGCUGUACGCACCCAGACUGGACAGCAGAUUCGAUGGCGCCGGCGCCGAGGAGGCCUACGAUCAGUACACCUGCAACGGCACACACGGCCCAUUGCAUGCCGUGUCUGCGCGUCUCAGCCGAGCUGAGGCGCAGCGACUGCGUGCUGACCGAGGAGGCGCUCGUGUGGGACUGUCGCCGCUGGGCCGUGGCAUGUCCGAAGUGCGUAUAUGGGUCCUCGGUCGUGUCGAGCGACGAGGGCGCGACCAACUCGAUCAGGAUCGUCGGCCGCGCCGGAUAGUAGCACUCCGACAAGUAGCUCAGCAGCCCAAGCACCAUCAGUAGAAC